AUGCCUUACCUCGUCCAAAAAGGUAACACAAUCCACGUCCCUGCCGAGCUCCUCGGUGGCGAGAAGAGCAGCACAAUCACUGUGGAAUGGAGUCAGAGGCUAUCAGGUCGCCAACAAGACUACUACGUCUGCAACUAUACCGUCAAGUCCGGUGGUGAAUCUGACGGUGUCAUCUACGUCCAAACCGACAAGCUCGACGACUUGAAAGCGAAGAAGAUAGACGGAGGAGAUUACACUUUCAGGAUCGAUGAGUCGUUCCAAUACGGCCAGAAUCAAGAACAGACCAAACGGUUCUUGGUCUUUCACAACAUGAACAAUUGGCCCUACCAGCAUCGUUUCGUUGAACCCACUAUCACUGCGCUUGGCGCAAAGGGAAAGAAGUUUGUUGAGCCGCUUGACUUAAAAGGUUUACUCGGUAUUGACCCUGCCGGUGACGCGGUCCAAGGUGUUGAUAUGGUCGCUAGGUGCUUCGUGGGGGACUACCUGCACAGCUAUUAG
Molecule: messenger RNA, 498 nt
Organism: Alternaria ventricosa
Lineage: Eukaryota; Fungi; Ascomycota; Dothideomycetes; Pleosporales; Pleosporaceae
Exons: 3
Coding region: 1-498 (165 amino acids)
Source: RefSeq, a predicted model, not a curated record